This is a messenger RNA of Verruconis gallopava, 1419 nucleotides long. RefSeq lists its product as uncharacterized. The coding region runs from base 1 to 1419 and encodes 472 amino acids. NCBI's taxonomy places the organism in Eukaryota, Fungi, Ascomycota, Dothideomycetes, Venturiales, Sympoventuriaceae. The record is from RefSeq and is a predicted model, not a curated record. The transcript has a single exon.
AUGGCGAGCACAACGCGACCAACCUUGGAUCCAUUGGCUCGGCACUCGCACUAUAUAUGCAAGCAUUGCACAUCUUCAUUGCGAUUAUCGAAUGGGCCGGCACGGUUCAUACACAGUGUCGCGUUCACAGCUGCGCCUACGCAAGCAGUAACACGACGAAACGGCCGCGGUCUCCCUCCGGCGCCGACACAUGAAAGAGUAAACAUCGGAAGUCAGUGGCGGGCAGCGAGCUCAGCAGCUCCGAGACUGGCGUCAAGUUCUUCGCAGAAACCGACAGUCAAGAAGGUCGCAACGGCAGCAAGCGCAAACACGCCUAAGAGCAAGAAUGAAAAAAGCUUCUGGGAAAAUGACUGGACCAUAUUCUCCGCCGACAACGCCGCUCUUGUCAAAAAAGCCCAAGCAUUUGGCGAUAAGGUGCUGCAGGCCAAGGGUGUACCUGAUGAUGCUGUUGUGAUCGAGGCAAUGAAGGUCGUGGAGUUCGCCGCCGCGCAGUUGACGCGAGCACCAACGAAGAGUGCCGUGCCGUUGUCAGAGCUGGCUGGUAAACGAAAGAAGAAAGAGGGGCCAUUGCAGAUAUCACAAGAGGGAGAUGCAACAGAUGGACUGCUGUCGUUGGACAGAUCCAAGAAUUCGAAAGCCGCACAUCCCAUGUCCAUCUCCAUCUCGAUGGACUUGCUCUCCAACCUUGCCUACAAGAUCAUCACAUUCCCCACUGUUUUUGUGACUCCAGAAGUUCUUUCGAGCUACGUAAAAGUCCAGUCGCUGCUCAAAAGACCAGAAACAUUCCCGGAAAUUUUUCACCUAUACUCUAACAAGCCCAUUCCCACACCGAACACUAACCCAACCAAAUACUCGACACCUAAUCCGCAGUCGCAUAAACAAGCAAUUCCCAAGGACGCGGCAGAUUCUGCUCUGCAGGCUGCAAUCGAAAAGAAGGACCUUGAACUUGCCAUCGCGAUAAUUGACACUUCAUACGCUACGAAGGCCUUUCAACGGCACAAGUUCAUCACCAAAGCCUUUCCUGCAAUUGGUGGCAUCGCGUUGACGCCAGCAGCAGCUGGCAUCUUGGCAUCACAGCUUCCUGCAUACUUCCCAAUUGCGAACCCUUCCGAGCUCGUGGCCUAUGCCACUGUGGGUAUGGUAACAUAUGUUGCAGGCGUAUCCACUCUCGGCUUCGUUGUCAUCACAACCACCAACGACCACAUGGAAAGGGUAACAUGGGCACCCGGCGUACCGCUACGAGAACGUUGGUUGAGGGAGGAAGAGAGAGCUGCCGUAGAUAAAGUGGCUCUGGCUUGGGGUUUCAAAGGCGAGAGGCGAGGCGAGGAGCAGGGAAUCGAGUGGGAGAAUCUAAGAGAAUGGUGUGGUCUUCGGGGCAUGAUCUUGGAUAAAACAGAGCUUAUGGAAGGCAUGGAAUAA